AUUCUCCAGGAUUGUCUGGAGGAGGUGGCCAAUCAAAUAGCCAAAAAAGAAGCAAGUGAGAUAGAUGUGGAGUUGGGAGAAGGCAAGGUGCUUAGUCAAGCUGGUGUUGUUGGAAAAGGCAUUGAUUCGCUUGCUGAUGCUGCCUCUGCUCUAAAGGUGAGUGCUGGCAAGGUGGUGGCCCAGGAAGGAAAAACAUUACGUAACGUGCCCAGGUUGGCCUCAGAUAUCCCAGAUAUUGGUCAGGCAGCAGUCAAAGGGCCUCUUGCCCUCUCCAAGUCAGCCAGGGCUGGUCUCAUCGCAGUCAAUGCUCUUUUCAUUGGCAUGGAUAUCUUCUUCAUCUGUAAAGACAGCAUCAGUCUGGCCAAAGGCAGCGAGACUGAAUUCUCACACUUCCUCAGAGCCAGAUCUGCACUGUGGCGCUCAGAGAUGGACUCAUGGCAGAAGAUCCAUGACUCCCUGUGUGAAGGCCUGCUGACAUCAGAGAAGAACCGAGCUAUCCUGGAGACGCCAUUUUAUCUGGAGAGUGAGCUGAGGAAACAAAGAGAAACAGAAAUGGAAAUUCCAUCUGAUGAAGUGGAUGAAAAACUGAAAGAACAACAGUUUUGUGUAAUACAGUAGUGCUCAGUGAACAGAGAUUACUGUGUGCCUUUUUGCCAAGUCUGACACUAUGAUCAGAUAUGAGAUCCAUUUAAUGCGAUCGAAGCACGUAUGAAAAUUUAACUCUGCUUACAGCUCACUGUUCAGCACUGAACAUCAUUAAAAUGUCUCUUUGAGGAAUUCUUAAUUAGCUGUAAUUCUCACAACAUAAACCAAUUUAUUGACUCAGCUUUUUCACUUGUUAUUUGGGCAGUAUAUUUGUUACGGCUGAAUUUAUCAACCUUUUGCUAAGCCUGUUUUAAAACAUAAUGCAUUAUAGGUGUCAUUUAGUAUUACAUACUUUACCUGAUAAUAAAUGUAA
Molecule: messenger RNA, 958 nt
Organism: Siniperca chuatsi (mandarin fish)
Lineage: Eukaryota; Metazoa; Chordata; Actinopteri; Centrarchiformes; Sinipercidae
Exons: 1
Biological process (GO): lipid transport; lipoprotein metabolic process
Cellular component (GO): membrane; extracellular region
Molecular function (GO): lipid binding
Source: RefSeq, a predicted model, not a curated record